GCUCUAUGCGCCUCUGCGGGCGCCGCGGACCCGGGCCAUGGCGAUAGACCGGCGGCGCGAGGCGGCGGGCGGCGUCCCUGGGCGGCUGCCGCCCGCGGCCGAGGAGAACGGCGCCCUGCCGCCCGGGGACGCGGCGGCCUCGGCGCCCCUCGGGGGACGCGCGGGCCCGGGCGGCGGCGGCGACAUCCAGCCGCUGCCCGCCCCGCACGCCGCCGGCGGCCCGCACCCGAGCCUCCUGUUGCUGGACUACGACGGGUCGGUGCUGCCCUUCCUCGGGGGCCUGGGCGGCGGCUUCCAGAAGACCCUGGUGCUGCUCACCUGGGUGCCGGCGCUCUUCAUCGGCUUCAGCCAGUUCUCGGACUCCUUCCUCUUGGACCAGCCCAACUUCUGGUGCCGCGGCGACGGCAAGGGCGCCGAGCCCGCGGGGGUCACGGCCACGGCCCGGGGGCGCGGCGGCGACCUGGCCGACUGGACCAGCCCCCCGACCACCCCCUUCUCCACCGCCGCCUGGGGGACGGCGGGCCCCCUCGGCAACGGCAGCGGCGCGGAAGGGGGCGACGCGCUGCCGCUGCCGUCCCCUCCGGACAAGGGGGACAACGCCUCCAACUGCGACUGCCACGCGUGGGACUACGGCCUCCGCACAGGCCUGGUACAAAACGUGGUCAGCAAGGUAAGGGCCGCGACCGCCCCGCCCGCGUCCGGCUCCCGAGCGUUGGGCCCUCCGCGUUGCUCGCGCCCUUCCCCGCGCCCUCGUGCAGACCCGGGUCCCCGCAGUGCAGCCGGCGUGUUCCUGCCCCUCAGCACAGCCGGGGGCCGCCUGGUGCAGAACGUGGCAGACGUGGAUCUGUGCAGGACGAGGCCUGUGCGUCUGCCGCUCGCAGCCGGCGUGGCCCACCUCCAGCUCCUGGAGUUACUUGGCCUCCUGGACCCCAAUUUCCGAGGUGGAGAUGCCGCUGAAUGC
This is a messenger RNA of Physeter macrocephalus (sperm whale), 961 nucleotides long. Its product is annotated as solute carrier family 22 member 23-like. NCBI's taxonomy places the organism in Eukaryota, Metazoa, Chordata, Mammalia, Artiodactyla, Physeteridae. The record is from RefSeq and is a predicted model, not a curated record. The transcript has 3 exons. The annotation marks the transcript as partial.